This is a messenger RNA of Papilio machaon (common yellow swallowtail), 14245 nucleotides long. RefSeq names its product dynein axonemal heavy chain 8 (gene kl-3). Gene Ontology annotation, biological process: microtubule-based movement. Lineage: Eukaryota; Metazoa; Arthropoda; Insecta; Lepidoptera; Papilionidae. Gene Ontology annotation, molecular function: dynein intermediate chain binding; ATP binding; ATP hydrolysis activity. The transcript is spliced from 89 exons. The record is from RefSeq and is a predicted model, not a curated record. Bases 75 to 14114 code for a protein of 4679 amino acids. Gene Ontology annotation, cellular component: dynein complex.
CAUUGUUUGUUCUUAGUUACAUAAUCAAUUUUUGUAAUUAUAGUACAAUUGUGUAAAGAUAAUUUUUAAAUAUUAUGUCUGACGAUGUUGACAAACCUGCCCCAGAAAAUGCGGAAACGGUUCAGGUUGAGGGAGCUCACGCAUCCGGGGAUGCUGAACAGAAGGUGGAAGACGUCGAACAUACUGCUGUUAAAAUAGACGAACUUUCAAAAAAAUAUUCAAGAGAGAGACGUCCCACAGUAGAGGCUGAAGACAGUGAUGAGGAGCGAGUUGUUGUGGACCGUACAGCUCUUGAAGCCAUAUUGGAUGUCAGUUCCAGACUGAAGGACAUUCAGAAAAAGAGUAGAGUUUCAAUGAGCACUCUUGCUCUUGGCCACGAGUCUUAUAAAGACAAGCAAGCAAAGGCUAAAGAAGCUCGUAAUGCCCGUAUGGGAGGUAUAAAAACACAGCACAGAUUUUUGCUGGAAAAUUCUGCUGCCAUAAUAAACAAGAGUCCAGAAUACGUACUGGAGGGUGUGUUUGAUGCAGACGUUCACAUUGAUAUAUUGGAUAGUGCUGUUGCUGAAGGUGGCAGGAAUUGUAUUGUUUUGUGCGAUGCUUUAUUGCCACCAUUAAAAAUGGAGUCUGGCCGCUUCGUACCAAAUCAAAAGACAUGGAUGGAAAGAGUAUAUUUGUCGGAUACAUCUACAAUUCCCGUGCAGGGCCGGUGCGUAGCGAUGUACAGAAUCAAAAACAAAGCUAUUGACGUGAAAAAUGUUGCAGACGAUUAUUAUUUAGUGUACAUCGAUAUAAGUUCAGAAAAGGACAACGUUGUAUCUGGAAUAUACAAAACCAUGGUUCAAGUGUACAUACCAGCAUUAAAGGAAUGUCAAGCUUGGGGAGAUCUCAACCCUCCCAAUCCAAGAAGCGGAGAUAUAAUUCCGUCGUAUAUUUCCAAGAUUAUGUUAUUUAUUGAUUACCUUGAAAAAACGAAAAUUGAUCUCGACUGCUGCACGAGAUUCAAAAUAAACUAUAUGUUAUAUGAAGACGAACUAUCUGAUCAAGAGAAGAUGAAGCAUGCAAUUACGAAAACGAAUGUAUUAGAAGAAAUCUGCAAAUUUGUUAAACAAUGGAUGAAACAGAUUACAAUGGUACUAGUGCAAAGUCAACAGCUGCGUCGUGAGCCGUCUAACAUCGGCCCGCUUGCUGAGCUAGACUAUUGGCGGCGUCAACUCACAACAUUCACGUCGAUAAUAGAGCACAUCAAGAGUGAAGCUUGUCAAAUGUACAUACAUACACUUAUUCGAGCUAAAUCUAAACUUAUUAAGAAAUGGCGAUUGCUGGAUAAUCAAGUUACGGAUUAUUAUAACGAAGCGAAUGAUAAUGUGAAGUAUUUGUACGCGUUGGAAAAAUACUGCGAACCUUUGUAUAGAUGUGAUCCGGUGACCAUGCAUCAGCACAUACCAGGCUUGCUGUACACAGUGAGAAUGAUUUUCGCAACAUCUCGCUAUUACAAUACAACCAAGCAGAUAUCGACACUUCUGGUCAAAGUCACCAAUCAGAUCCUCAACAUGUGCAUGGAUUAUUUAACUAAUAAAGGCAAAAAAACAAUAUGGAAUCAGGAUAAGCAAAACUUUAUCAAGAAAGCGAGGCUAUGUCUAAGUCUUUAUAGUUUCUAUCGUGAAUGUUACGACGAGACGCAAAAGGAGAUGAUAGCCGCAGCCGACGAGAGACCGUUUGAUUGUUCAGAAAUGUACAUCUUCGGAAAGUUUGAGACCUUCCAAAAGCGAUUAUUAAAAAUAAUAGAUUUAUUUCAAACCUACAUCACGUAUUAUGUAUUAAAUAAAACAACUUUAGAAGGCAUUGAAGAAUAUGCAUCGAAUUUUAACAAGCUUUUUAAAACAAUAUCAUCGAAGACAUAUGAUGCGUUAGAUCACAGGCGACCAGAUUUCGAUAAAGAUUACAAAACUUAUAAGGACGCUGUGGCCAAUCAAGAGUUGCUGUUGGAAAAUUUUAUGAUUAAUAGCGUGAACCUUUGUCCAACAACUGAAAUUGCUUUAAACUUAUUAAAACGUUUUGAGAAAUUAAAGCUCGACUGUUUAUAUCUGGAAGAUCAGUAUUACGAUUUGAUACGUAAUUUUACCGCGGAAAUUGAAAACAUUCGUGACAGGUAUAACGAAGAAAGAGAAAAUCCUGAACUGCCAAGAAAUAUGCCGCCCGUGGCUGGUAGAAUCAUGUGGAUAAGGUUCUAUAAUAAAAACAUCAAAUUACCUAUGGAAGAGUUUAAAUUACAUCACGAAGUUAUAACUCAUAUGAAUACCCAACGAUGUAUCAAACUUUACAACGUUAUGAGAAUUGUAUUUACUGAAUUUGAACUAAUUUAUCAUAGUGCAUGGCAGGAAAACGUAGGACAGGUGAGGUUGGGUUUAAUAGCGCCACUGCUGAUUCGACAUCCGCUCACAAAUUUGUAUGUUGUAAAUUUUAACGUUUACAUACCGGAGUGUAUUAGGGAAGUCGAGUAUAUGUGGCAAUUGGGAUUAAAUGUACCGGAUGCGGCGCAAAUAGUAGCUUACUGUAAAGACAGAAUUUUUUCCAACUUCGAACGUAUAAAAGCGUUAGUGGACAGGAACAAUAAAAUUAGAAGGAGUAUGCCCAAAUUAUAUUUACCUCUGUUACGGGCGCAACUUAUUAAAAUGGAAAAGGCAUUUCAACCUGGACUUUCCACCAUUACAUGGACAUCGUUGGAAAUACCAGCUUACUGUGACAAUAUAUGCGAGGUUAUGGAUGAAGUUGACUUAUUCGUUAAAGAGGUCACAGACAUGAAAGAGGCUCGUAUAGACGAAAUAUUGAAAUCCAUAGCAACAACAAUGUUAGUUUAUUUACCAGAGAAUGCAGUUGACCCUAACCUAUUUUAUGAAGAAAAUUUAGUUAGACGUGAUGAAAUAGCAAAAAGUCUGCAGCAGAAGUCCUGGAAUGCAGAAUUAGCUGUCAUAGAACUUAUCAACAAAUUCUUGGGCAGUGUGCCUUCACAAACUAUAAAAGACCUGAAAGAUAAAUGGUUAGAUCCCGAUAAAGCAUUGAAACCUGUUACAUCAGCAACUAGAGUUUUUCCUGAAAAUGCUGCUUUCUUAGAGAUAGAAAACCCAGACCGUUUUGAUGUGACUCCUACUGUUAAUGAGUGCAAUGAACUUUUCGCAUAUUUUGCAACAAAAUGCUUAGAAUCGCUUAUCAAGUGUACAAGGCAAAGUCUUGAUGUUUUAAGGAAACGUGCUUCUGUCUCUAGUUUCUUGACGAUGACCACAGAUCCAGAGGAGCAGAAGAAAUUAAAGCCGCUAAUGUUAACGAUGAUGUAUCUACAGAUACCGAGAAUUCUAAUCAAACCCACGUUAGAAGAAAUACAAUCAGCGUUCUCACAAGUUGUUUUAAACUGUAUCAUGGACAUACACCGUAAUGUAUACAUGUGGGGACAACAAGAUCAAAUAAACAAGGUGAAGUCGGUAGGCGCUUCGUUAACGAUUACAAGAAGCAUGAGUGGGUCUAGAUCAGCCUCAAGUUUAGGUGGUAUAAGAAGCUAUUUCCGAAUGGUAUCCGAGCACAAAGACAUCGUAAGAGCGGUAAUGGCACUGCAAGGAAUGAUGUACAUGUACAAGCCUGAUAUUGAGAAGUUGUUGCAAGGAUAUAAUAGAUUUGCUCAUCUCUGGGCAGAAGAUAGAGUGCAACAAGUACAAAGUUUUGUUGAUUCAAAUCCACUCAACGUGAUCAUAAGAGAUAUGCUAAAGAAGUAUGAAUCACAAACAGAGGAAGUUGUUAAUUUACCUCCAAGACAUAUAAUUGGAUCCAUUCAAAUAGACACGGAUAAUCUGAAAUUGGCACUACACGUUGAGUCUGUAGAAUGGAAGCGAAUUUUGGGAAAGUUAUUGAGUCAGUCGUACAGAGAACGCGUCUUAAAUUUGAUGCAAUUUAUCAAAGACCGCAUGAAGACAAUGAGCAAGAAGAUAAAGGACUUGGAUGACGUCAGAGUUGCUAUGAUGUGUCUUGAAUUAAUACGAGAAGAGUUUAUUGGGAUGGAUAUGGAGUUAGAUUUAAUUGAAGAAAGUUAUGCCACUUUUAGUCAAUUUGAUAUUGACAUCCCCAAGGAUGAUGCGGACAUGGUGUACGGUUUACGUUACGCAUUUCAAAACAUGCUUAUUACUUCACAACAAGUUCAACAAAAGAUAGUGGACAUGCAAGGACCACUGCAAUUGGAACUAACAGAAGGAGUGGACACAUUCCUCAAUGAUGUUUUGAAAUUCGAUGCGGAUUACGAUGCCUUCGGACCUAUGACUCCAGGCUUGUCUGCGAGAGAGGCUAGCGACAGGGUCAUACUGUUCCAAUCACGAUUUGACGAGUUAUGGCGACGAUUCGAAAUGUAUUCCAGUGGAGAAAAGUUAUUUGGCAUGGAAGUGAAGGAUUAUCCUAUUCUCCAUCAGAAGAAGAAAGAAUUCAAUUUAUUGAGCAAAUUGUACAGUCUAUACCUUGCUGUAAUGAAUUCUAUCGAUGGAUAUUUAGAAACGCCAUGGGUCGAAAUUGAUAUUGAACAAAUUGUUGCACAAUUGACUGAGUUUGAUUUAAGGUGUCGGAAGCUGCCAAGAGGUAUGAAAGACUGGCCAGCGUUUAUUGAUUUAAAAAAUAAAAUUGACGACUUUAAUCAGACGUGUCCGUUAUUGGAGCUGAUGGCUGAUAAAUCUAUGAAGGAGAGGCACUGGAAGCGACUUGAAGAUCUAAUGCAUUGCGUUUUGGAUGUGGAGUCACCAACAUUUACGUUGGCGAAUGUGAUGGAAGCACCAUUGUUGAAGUAUAAAGAAGAUGUCGAGGAUAUUUGCAUCGGUGCUGUAAAAGAAAAAGAUAUUGAAGCCAAACUGAAGCAGGUAGUUUCGGAUUGGGCAGUUGUCGACUUAACAUUUGCUAACUUCAAGAACAGAGGUGAACUUCUCAUCAAGCCGCAAGAAACUCUUGAUAUUAUAACAAUGCUGGAAGAUACCAUGAUGAUCCUCAACUCUUUAGCGUCAAAUAGGUACAAUGCACCAUUUAAGAAAGAUAUUAUGCUUUGGAUCAACAAGUUGAUUAGCACAUCAGACAUCUUGGAGAAAUGGUUGCAAGUGCAAAAUUUAUGGAUGUAUUUAGAAGCUGUAUUUGUAGGCGGCGACAUUGCCAAACAGUUGCCCGCCGAAGCGAAGAGAUUUGCUACAAUAGACAAAACUUACGUAAAGAUAAUGUAUCGCGCACGUGAUAUUGUUAAUUGUGUGGAAACGUGCACCUCAGACGACUCCCUAAAGCAACUGCUGCCACAUCUAUAUGAUCAACUGGAGGCUUGUCAGAAGUCGCUCACUGGCUACUUGGAGACCAAACGUCUUAUUUUCCCAAGAUUCUUCUUCGUGUCCGAUCCUGUACUUUUGGAAAUUCUUGGUCAAGCUUCAGAUCCUCACUCUAUUCAGGUGCAUCUUCCAAGCAUAUUUGAUGCAAUCUACACAGUUGAUUUUGAUGACAAGGAGAGAAUUGUCGCUAUGAACUCUUCGAACGGAGAGAAGAUAAAGUUGGAAAGAGCAGUUGUGUGCCUGGGUGGUGUCGAGAUCUGGCUUAAUACCUUGCUAGAUACAAUGAAGGAUACAGUGAGAAAUAUUAUUGCUAACAUUUCUCAAACAAUGUCAGGUGAUCCCGAAUUUGAAUUUUUAGUUGGAUUUUGGAAUUUCCCUGGACAGGCUAGUCUUUUAGGUAUGCAAAUUCUGUGGACAAGUGACGCUGAAUAUGCUCUAAAGAAAGCUAGAGCGGAUCGCUUCAUCAUGAGAUUGACAAAUCAAAAGUUCCUUGAUCUGCUGAACGGGCUUAUUGAUCAGACCGUUAAAGAUUUGAUUCCACUAGAUAGAACAAUGAUAGAAACUAUGAUUACAAUCCACGUACAUCAAAGGGAUAUUUUCGAUGACCUUGUAAAAAUGAGGAUCAAGAAUGUAGGAGAUUUUGAGUGGCAGAAACAAGCCCGAUUCUACUAUAUUGAAGACACCGAUGACUGCAUAGUUGGUAUAACCGAUGUCGACUUCUUAUAUCAGAAUGAGUACCUGGGUAUAACGGAGCGGCUGGUAAUUACGCCGCUGACGGAUCGUUGCUACAUCACGCUGUCACAAGCUAUCGGCAUGAGCAUGGGCGGCGCGCCCGCUGGUCCCGCGGGUACAGGCAAGACGGAGACCACUAAGGAUAUGGGCCGCGCGCUCGGCAAACUCGUCAUUGUCUUCAACUGCUCUGAUCAGAUGGACUUUAGAGGUUUGGGUCGAAUUUACAAGGGCCUUGCGCAGUCUGGCACAUGGGGCUGCUUCGAUGAAUUCAAUCGAAUUGAGUUGCCCGUGCUUUCCGUCGCAGCUCAACAAAUUUACAUCUGUCUCACUGCUAGGAGAGAAAAGAAAGAAUUCUUCAUAUUUAGUGAUGGUGACGUCGUAAGCUUGAAUCCAGAAUUUGCAUUCAUCAUCACAAUGAAUCCUGGUUACGCCGGCCGGCAAGAGUUACCUGAGAACUUGAAGAUUCAGUUCCGUUCUGUCGCUAUGAUGGUACCGGAUAGACAGAUCAUUAUCCGAGUCAAGUUGGCCAGCUGUGGCUUUAAAGAAAACAUCUUGUUGGCUCGCAAAUUCUUUACGUUGUACAAACUUUGCGAAGAACAACUGUCAAAGCAGGUGCACUACGACUUUGGUCUUCGCAACAUAUUGUCAGUGCUAAGGACUAUGGGCGCACAGAAGAGAGCUAAUCCCGACAGCACUGAGGAGAAUAUCAUGAUGAGAGUGUUGAAAGAAAUGAACGUAUCAAAGUUAGUGGAUGAAGACGAGCCGUUGUUUAUUUCACUAAUUGAAGAUUUGUUCCCUGGAAUGAAACUAACACAAACUGUACAGAGGGAAAUGCAACGCGGAAUAACUAUAGUGACGGAACGAUCCGGUCUCGUAAACCAUCCAGAGUGGAAUCUAAAGGUUAUUCAGUUGUACGAAACAUCUCUAGUACGACACGGAUUGAUGACAAUGGGACCGACGGGAUCUGGAAAGACCACGUGCAUCCAUACAUUGAUGGAAGCCUUGACUGAACUGGGUAAACCGCACAGAGAAAUGCGUAUGAAUCCCAAAGCGAUAACGGCACCACAAAUGUUUGGAAGGCUGGAUGUUGCUACCAACGAUUGGACAGAUGGCAUCUUUUCAACGCUUUGGCGAAGAGCUUUGAAAGUGAAAAAGUCUGAUACCACAUGGAUUGUCUUAGAUGGUCCCGUGGACGCUGUAUGGAUUGAGAAUCUUAAUUCCGUGUUAGACGACAACAAGACGUUGACUUUAGCUAACGGAGACCGGAUCACGAUGGCUCAGAACAGCAAGUUGGUGUUUGAGCCCGAUAACGUGGACAAUGCGUCGCCUGCCACCGUCAGCCGAAUGGGCAUGGUGUUUUUAUCUUCUUCAGUGUUGAAAUGGCAACCGAUAUUAGAGGGUUGGUUAAGAAAAAGGCCUCCUCGAGAAGCUGAUGUAUUGCGAAAUGCUUUUAACAAAGUAUACGAUGAAGUCCAUACCUACGUUCAACAAAAGUUACCGGCUAAAAUGGCGCUCUUAGAAGCUAUCUACGUUCGACAGUGCAUCGACGUUCUAGUUGGUCUCUUAGAAAUAGAAAUUCCUGGCGGCAAAACCCACACGGAUCGUCAUUUGGAGCGUUUGUUUGUAUUUUCCCUUAUGUGGUCUCUGGGAGCUGUGCUAGAGUUGGAUGCGCGCACGCGUAUGGCCGAGUUUAUGACGAAGUUGCCAGUAAAGAUGGAUUGGCCAGGUUCGAAGUCAAAAGAAUGGGUCAUGCCCUUUGAAUAUAUGGUUACCGAGACUGGUGUUUGGCAGCACUGGUCUGAAAGCGUUGAGGAUUACAUCUACCCAACUGACAGCGUACCAGAAUACGCUUCUAUUUUAGUACCCAACAUUGACAAUGUGUGCAUUUCGUUCCUGAUAGACACAAUCGCUAAACAGAAUAAAGCCGUACUACUGAUUGGAGAACAAGGCACGGCCAAGACAGUAAUGUUGAAGAGUUAUAUGCAGAAAUACGAUAAUGAAGUUAAAUUGUUCAAAAUGAUCAAUUUCUCGUCUGCUACCACACCCAAUAUGUUCCAGAGAAUCAUCGAAUCGUACGUGGAGAAGCGUGUGGGUAUGACUUAUGGCCCGCCUGGCGGCCGCCGUAUGACGGUCUUUGUCGACGAUAUAAAUAUGCCGGUAGUCAACGAAUGGGGUGAUCAGGUAACUAACGAGAUUGUACGGCAAAUGAUGGAAUGUGGAGGAUUUUACUCCCUUGAAAAACCAGGAGAAUUUAUUAUAAUUGCUGAUAUUCAAAUGUUCGGUGCUAUGAUACAUCCAGGGGGCGGUCGCAAUGACAUCCCUCCUCGUUUGAAGAGACAAUUUAACAUAUUUAAUUGCACUCUCCCAAGCAUCGUUUCAAUGGAUAAGAUUUUCACAACAAUAAGUGCGGGCUAUUUUUGUAAGACGCGAUUUGAUAAAAAAAUUGUAGAUUUUAUGCCGAGACUUGUACCCGUCACAAGAUUAAUUUGGCAACAAACUAAGAUAAAAAUGUUGCCGACACCAGCGAAAUUUCAUUACGUAUUCAAUUUGCGUGAUCUAUCGAGAAUAUGGGAAGGUAUAUUAUAUAUCAAAAAAGAAGAAUUACCAAAUAUAACAACUGCUCUGAAGUUAUGGUUUCACGAAUGUCUGAGAGUGAUUUCAGAUAGAUUUACAACAUUCGAUGACAAAGAUUGGUUUGUGGAGAACUUUUGGAAGAUUGCAUCACAUGAACUUCCCGACGUAGUUAAUGACUUUCCGACUGAAGACACGUAUUUUGUCAACUUUUUGAGAGAGCCCGUUGACCCAACGGGUGAUGAAGAAGAAGACUUUAGUACUGAAGCUCCCAAAAUAUACGAAGAGUUGCCGUCAUGGGAAUUUGUAUUAAAAAAAUUGGGACAGUUCCAAGAUCAGUUUAAUGAGCAAAUCAGAGGGGCUCAUUUGGAUUUGGUGUUUUUCCACGAUUGCAUGGUGCAUUUGUUUAUUAUAUCGCGAAUUAUAAAUACGCCAAGAGGGAAUGCUUUGCUGGUAGGUGUAGGUGGGUCUGGUAAACAAAGUUUAACCAAAUUAGCUUCGUUCAUAGCCAACUUUAAAUUUUAUCAAAUUACAUUAACAAGGUCGUAUAACGUUAACAACUUUAUGGACGAUAUAAAGAUUUUGUAUCGAACAGCGGGACUGCAAGGUCAAGGCAUUUCCUUUAUAUUUACUGAUAACGACAUUAAAGAAGAACAAUUCCUUGAAUUUUUGAAUAAUAUUCUUAGCUCGGGAGAAAUCGCUAACCUCUUCCCUAAAGAAGAAAUGGAUGAAAUUCUCAACGAAUUAACACCUAUUAUGAAGAAAUAUGCACCGAAAAGAAUUCCGGUUCCCGAUGUAUUGUACGAAUACUUUAUUAUGCGAUCUAGAGCUAACCUCCAUGUUGUUUUAUGUUUCUCUCCGGUCGGUGAAAAAUUCCGCAGCAGAGCUCUGAAGUUUCCCGGUCUUAUUUCUGGAUCAACAAUGGAUUGGUUCCAAAAGUGGCCUAGAGAGGCAUUAAUAGAAGUCGCUCAACAUUUUCUUUCUGGUUUUAAGAUUGUGUGUUCAGAAGAAACAAAAACACAGUUAAUCGAAGUGAUGGGAAUGGUCCAAGACGACGUCGCCAGCGCCUGUACAUCUUACUACGAUAGAUUUAGGAGACAGACUCACGUCACUCCGAAAUCAUAUCUGUCUUUCUUAGAAGGCUACAAAGUUUUGUACAAGGAUAAGCAUAAUAAUAUAGCGGAAAUGGCCAAGAGAAUGACUACUGGUUUGGAUAAGUUAGUUGAAGCUGCUGCAAGCGUAGAUAUAUUGAAAAAAGAAUUGGAGCUAAAAGAAUUAGAAAUAAAGGAAGCGACAGCAAAAGCGGAAGAGGUUUUAGCAGCUGUGGCAGAAUCUGCGGCGGCUGCAGAGGUUGUGAAAGCGGAAGUGUUGGAGGUGAAGGAUCGAGCCGUUAAGCUCGUCAGCGUAAUUGCAGCGGAAACAGCUGUGGCUGAAGAAAAAUUGGCAGCGGCGAAGCCAGCGCUCGAUGCCGCUGAAGCUGCAUUACUGACUAUUAACGCUGCUGACAUAGCCACUGUACGAAAGUUAGGAAAACCACCAUUCCUAAUUACUUUGAUUAUGGACGCUGUAAUAAUUCUCUUUAGAAAACGUAUUGACCCAAUAAAACCUGACCCGGAUAAACAAUUUUUGGUGGCCUCUUGGGCAGAAUCUCUCAAGGUUAUGGCCGAUGCUAGAUUCUUAAAUAACCUGAAGAAUUAUCCAAAGGAUGAAAUUAAUGCAGAAAUGGUUGACUUAUUACAACCGUACUUCAAUUUCAGUCAAUAUACCUUUGAAGCUGCAAAGAUCGCUUGCGGCAACGUUGCAGGUUUGAUUUCUUGGACUAUUGCAAUGGCGCAAUUCUACGGUGUCAAUAAGGAUGUGUUACCUUUGAAGGCAAAUUUGGCAGUAAUGCAGGGCAAGUAUCAAGCUGCCAAGAAAGAAUUGGAAGCAGCGGAAGCAUUAUUACAAGCUAAGGAGCGAGAAUUAGCGGGAGUGCAAAGAGAAUUCGAUCAGGCAAUGGCAUUGAAGCAAGCAGUGUUGGAUGACGCUGCAAAAUGCCAGCAGAAGAUGGACGCGGCUACGGCACUGAUCAAUGGCCUUAGCGGAGAACGAGUGCGAUGGACUGAACAAUCGACUCUAUUCAAAGCUCAGAUAGAGCGCCUCGUUGGAGAUAUUCUGUUCCUUACUGGGUUUUUGUCUUACUCCGGACCGUUCAACCAAGAGUAUCGCAACUUGUUGGUCAGUAAUUGGUUGAGCGAGUUACUGCGACGUAAAGUACCAGUCUCUAUGAGUUUAAGUAUCACCGAAGAAUUAACCGACACUGCUACGAUUGGAGAGUGGAAUUUGUACGGACUACCAACAGACGAUUUGUCAAUACAGAACGGUAUAAUUGUGACGAAAGCUGCUCGGUUCCCAUUACUUAUAGAUCCUCAAACACAGGGCAAGAUCUGGAUCAAAAACAUGGAGAGACUAAACGAUCUCAUUGUUACCACGUUGAAUCACAAAUAUUUCAGGAAUCACAUUGAGGAUUGUGUAUCACUCGGCAGACCGCUAUUGAUUGAAGACGUUGGAGAGGAGUUGGAUCCGGCACUGGAUAACAUUUUGGAGAAAAAUUACAUUAAAAUUGGUUCAUCGUUCAAAGUAAGAUUGGGAGAUAAAGAAAUUGAUGUGACGGAUGGUCACAAGAUCUAUAUUACCACAAAGCUACCGAAUCCGGCAUACACUCCGGAAGUUUCCGCACGAACCUCAAUAAUUGAUUUCACUGUAACCAUGCAAGGAUUGGAGGACCAGCUGUUAGGUCGUGUGAUAUUAACGGAGAAGGCUGAAUUGGAAUCGGAGCGAACGCAACUGAUAAUGGACGUAACUUCUAAUAGGCGCAAGAUGCAGGAGUUGGAGGCGAAUCUGUUGCACAAAUUGACCACUAUUCAAGGUUCCCUCGUCGAGGAUGUGACCUUGAUUCAAGUGCUCAACGUCACUAAGGCUACUGCUACUGAAGUACGAGAAAAGUUAGAUGUGGCGAAAGAAACUGAAAUAAAAAUUAACACGGCGAGAGAGGAAUUCCGACCCGUGGCGACUCGCGGCUCCGUGUUGUACUUCUUGAUUUGCAACAUGUCUCUCGUGUGCAACAUGUACCAGACCUCGUUGGCGCAGUUCCUCGAACGAUUCGACAUAUCCAUGGAGAGAUCGCCCCCAAGCCCUAUAACUAUAAAGAGGAUUUGGUUCAUUAUUGACUAUUUGACAUUUGACGUCUUCAAAUAUAUCUGCCGAGGUUUUUACGAGAAACACAAAUAUCUCUUCACAUUACUAUUGACACUUAAAAUUGACUUACAAAGGGAGUAUAUUACGUUUGACGAGUUUCAAACAUUUAUUAAAGGUGGCGCAGCUUUGGAUCUAAACGCAUGUCCACCUAAACCAUUUAAAUGGGUAACUGACAUGUCGUGGUUGAAUCUCGUUCAACUUUCCAACUUACGACAGUUCACCAAUAUAUUGAACCAAGUGAAUAAUAAUGAAAAGGGAUGGAAAAAUUGGUUUGAGAAGGAAGCCCCAGAAGACGAGCCGCUGCCGGACGGUUAUCACACACUAGACGUGUUCAGGAAAUUACUAGUGGUUCGUGCUUGGUGUCCGGACAGAACAUUGGCGCAAAGUUUGAAAUAUGUCAUAAGUUCAAUGGGAGCAAGAUUCUCCGAAGCUGUUAUAGUCAACUAUGAACAUAUGGUUCUAGAAUCACGUCCGCUGGUUCCUUUGAUCGGAUUUUUGGCGAUGGGGUCGGAUCCAACGCCUUCUAUAGAAAUGACGGCAAAGCGGUUGGAAUGUAUUUGCCAGAGUGUUUCCAUGGGCCAGGGGCAGGAGGUGCAUGCGAGAAAACUAAUAGAUCGGGGCCUUAGAGAGGGUAUUUGGGUACUGCUGCAAAACUGUCAUUUAGGUUUGGAAUAUAUGGUUGAAAUUAUGGAACAAUUUGCGGAACUGGAAAAGGAACCCGAAAAAGUUCACGAAACUUUUAGACUAUGGAUUACGACGGAAGUGCAUCCAAAGUUCCCUAUAACUUUAUUACAAAUGUCGAUUAAAUAUACUUGCGAACCUCCAUCAGGAGUUAAAGCUGGUCUCAUGAGAACUUACGAUUCUAUGAGUCAAGAUUUCCUAGACUAUAGCGACAGUCCUUUCUACUUACCUUUAAUAUACACGAUAUCGUUCCUCCACACCGUGGUGCAAGAGAGACGAAAGUUUGGCCCGCUCGGGUGGAACAUUCCCUACGAGUUCAACUCAGCGGAUUGGCUCGCCUCUUGCAUGUUUGUGCAGAACCAUCUCGACGCGUUGGAGGUCGGACAAAAUAUUAGUUGGACAACUGUACGUUACAUGGUAUCAGCCGUGCAGUACGGUGGCCGAGUCACCGAUGACUAUGACAACCGUCUCCUCGGCACUUUCUGUAGAGUGUGGCUCACCGACCAGCUGUUCACAGAGAACUUCCAGUUCUAUAAGGGUUACGGCAUCAUGGCCUUCAAAAAUAUACCCGAAUAUCUUGAGGAAAUUGAAAAGAUGAAGACUGUCGAUCCACCUCAAACUUACGGCUUGCAUACAAAUGCUGAUAUCACAUAUCAACGCAAUGUCACUCAAGAACUUUUGGAUACAAUACUAUCUAUUCAACCUAAAGAGUCCAGCUCAGGCGGGGGCGAGACUCGUGAGGCAUCGGUUUACCGACAAGCUAAAGAAAUGCUUGAGAAAGUUCCGCCUAACUUUGACCCUAAUGAAGUAAAAGAAAGACUGAGGUUUUAUGGAAUAUUGAAUUCAAUGGUGAUUUUCCUCCGACAAGAGAUUGAUCGAAUGCAGAAGGUAAUCAUGUUGGUACGAAGUACAUUGAAAGAUCUGUUGCUAGCAAUUGAUGGAACUAUUAUAAUGAAUGAGGCAUUACGAGAUUCUUUGGACAAUAUAUAUGACGCAAAAGUACCACAGAUUUGGCUUAGGAGAUCUUGGUCGUCCUCUACGCUGGGUUUCUGGUUUACAGAGUUCUUAGAAAGGAACAUGCAGUUUUCGACGUGGUGUUUCCAAGCAAGACCAUUUUCUUUUUGGAUGACUGGGUUUUUCAAUCCACAAGGUUUUCUGACGGCCAUGAGACAAGAAGUAACCCGAGCACAUAAAGGCUGGGCAUUGGAUAUGGUUGCUUUGCACAAUGACGUCACCAAAUAUACUUACGAGGAGAUAAAGGCGCCCCCGCCGGAGGGUGUAUAUGUUCACGGUGUGUUCUUGGACGGCGCGGGUUGGGACCGCCGCAACAGCCGCCUCUGCGAGUCCACACUUAAGGUCCUCUAUGCCGCUUUGCCGGUGAUUCAUGUCUACGCCAUAAAUUCUACGGCACCGAAGGAUCCAAAACUCUAUCAGUGUCCUGUGUACAAAAAACCGUGCCGCACAGAUUUAACAUUUAUCACGCCUCUGUGGCUACCAACGAUUAAGAAUCCAGAUCAUUGGAUCCUGAGAGGGGUCGCCAUCUUGUGCGAUAUCAAGUAAACCGACAGUUGUUACCCGGUCAAAGAAAUACACUACGGUCGAACAGCCAAUCGCUCCGCAUCUGUCGCUGUCCUGUGUUUUUUUUGAUACGAUAUCUUUUCGACUCAAGUAGUUUUACUUGUUAAUCUAGU